Sesamum indicum (sesame) is the source of this 727-nucleotide messenger RNA. The record is from RefSeq and is a predicted model, not a curated record. NCBI's taxonomy places the organism in Eukaryota, Viridiplantae, Streptophyta, Magnoliopsida, Lamiales, Pedaliaceae.
CAUAUAUAUUCACAUUACAAUCUAAACACAAAGACAGCCGAAUCUCGCACUCUCUGGUAGCCAGUAGCCUGCCAACUUAGAAAAUCCCAACAAGGAGAAAAGAUGAUGUCAGGAGGAAACGCUGCGCCGCCGGAGCAGGAAUAUCCCGGCGGCCUGAAGACCGACCUCACCUUGGCCCUGCCCGGCGGCGCGGAGACACCUAAACCCCCGGCGAAGCGCGGGUUCUCCGACACGGCGGACUUGAAACUAGGGUGCAGUUGUGAAGAUGAAGCUAGUGCUGUAACUCAACCUCCUCCCCCCAAGGCUCAAGUUGUGGGUUGGCCACCGGUGAGAUCAUACAGGAAGAACAUGAUGAUGAAAAUUGGGAAAUUUGUGAAGGUUGCUGUGGAUGGGGCACCCUAUCUAAGAAAAGUUGAUCUUGAACUAUACACUAGCUAUCAAGAAUUGUUGGCUGCAUUGGAGGCCAUGUUUGCAUGCCUAACUAUAUGUAAUGUUGUGAAUGAGAGGAAGAUCAUGGACGAUGUUUGUUGAGUCGUGUAAGAGGUUGAGGUUGAUGAAGAGCUCUGAGGCCGUCGGAUUAGCCCCAAAGAGCACAUCUUCAAAGGGCUCGAGCACCAAGUAGAUAAACAUGCGACUCAUGCCAAAUCCUUUGCUGAGCUUAGUUUGCUUGUACAUAGAGGCAUUGCUUGAUGUACCUUCAUUAUAUAUAAAUUGAUAUUAGACCACC